Molecule: messenger RNA, 333 nt
Organism: Fulvia fulva
Lineage: Eukaryota; Fungi; Ascomycota; Dothideomycetes; Mycosphaerellales; Mycosphaerellaceae
Exons: 1
Coding region: 1-333 (110 amino acids)
Source: RefSeq, a predicted model, not a curated record
AUGGGUCCGGUCUUUGCAUUGUUGGUUUUGCUCUUUCUGCCGAACGUAGUGGGCGGGUUUCAUGCAUGCAUGGCGUUCUUGGAGAGGGCGUGUGUCAGUGUGGCGAAGCAACAACAUGACCUUGUUUGUGUUACUUGUACUAGUAUAUUUGGGAAGUGCGCAAGACGGGCAUAUGGCGACGCCAGUUCGCGGACCGAGCUGCUUGGGGAAUGGGAACGAUGUUACGAUGGUUAUGAUUGGUGCGUUGUGUGUGCGAUUGAGGGUUAUCCGAGAGGGAUAAGAGGGAGAGAUUUAGUAGUAGUAAGUAGGCUCUUUGGAUAUGAGUACACAUAA